Messenger RNA from Scaptodrosophila lebanonensis, 2710 nucleotides. Its product is annotated as protein jim lovell. Bases 346 to 2175 code for a protein of 609 amino acids. Gene Ontology annotation, biological process: regulation of transcription by RNA polymerase II. Lineage: Eukaryota; Metazoa; Arthropoda; Insecta; Diptera; Drosophilidae. Gene Ontology annotation, molecular function: protein binding. Gene Ontology annotation, cellular component: nucleus. The record is from RefSeq and is a predicted model, not a curated record. The transcript is spliced from 6 exons.
CGAGCAAACGGGUAACAAAGGUGCACGGAAAUCACGCGUAAUGAAAACGCCCGUGUUGAAGUUCUUUAAAUUUUUAGAGGAAAUUUUCAAGUAAAUUAUUUAUAAAUAGAUAAACAAAAACAAAAGUUAACGCUAAAAAAACGUCACUAACAUAACAUUGAAAACAAACUUGAGUAUACUAUGAUAAUAUAAAACAAUAAUAAAAUUCGCGAAAAUUCUAAAGAUGUUCACGUAAAGCAAUCGGGAACAAAAAGCGUGGCUGCGCUAAAAACAAAUCUCCUUCACACAGGUCUCUAAAGAUUAUUAAGAAAACUACUAAAAUAGACAUAUUAAAAGCAAUCAAUUAUGGAACAUGUGAAUAUAAGAAACGCGGCACAAACUAAUCACCUGCCACACCCUCAACUAGAGGAACAACUACAAAAUGAGAACCAACAGCAGUUCUGCUUGCGUUGGCACAAUCAUCAGACGAGCCUGCUGAGCACGCUGCCCAUGUUGCUGGAUCAGUCGCAUCUGACCGAUGUGACCAUUUCUGCAGAAGGCCGAAUGUUGCGCGCUCAUAGAGUUAUACUCAGCGCCUGCAGCACUUUUUUCAUGGAUAUUUUUCGCGCGUUGGAUGCCAGUAGCCAUCCAGUCAUCAUUAUACCGGGAGCCAACUUCAACGCCAUCGUUGCACUGCUCUCGUUCAUGUACUCAGGAGAAGUAAAUGUCUAUGAGGAACAGAUACCUAUGCUGUUGAGUCUGGCCGAAACGCUAGGCAUUAAGGGCCUGGCCGAUGUUCAAAACAAUAACAUACCUAAGCAAACGAAAGACAAUUCAGUUGAUACGAUGCACUUCGAGAAGGCAGCAGACUUAGAGACCCCUAGCAGGCAACCCACGCCUGUAGCGCCCACUUCCCAACUAAGUAGCCCGUGUUCAUUUCUAGGGAAUAAACUUACCGGAUGCACACCGUUGGAGAACCUUUUUCUUAAGUCCCUACAACUCUAUCCUAACCUUCUGCCUCAACCGUUGAACUUCUCGCAAACGGCGUUAGACAGAACAAAUGAAUUACUGACAAAAUAUCAGCAACAGUGCCAACUAUACCAAGAGUCUCAGAAUGAGGAUUUAUAUACUGCGAAGCGCCUUAAGACAGUGCCGUCUUGCAAUGCAACUGAGAGGUCGAGCCCCCUCCAAGCUCCACAACAACUACAACAGAAGGAUGUUAAACGCAUAGACAAGAUUGUCGAGAGUCUACGAGGGAUAAAUAACAAUAUUAGUAACAGUAACAGCAUCACCAGCCAGUCACCCAACGAAUCUACGCCCAAUUUGGCUAGCUCCCCAAUUACAAUGGCCCAGUCGCACUUUUCUCUGCAACAGCCGGUCAAAUCCUCAUCGACUUUCACUUCCACAAAUGCAAAGCACCAUUAUACGAAACCACUCAGUUACAACGUAAAUACGUCAUCAAUGGCAAACCAUCACAACAAUCAUUCACCCUAUAUAUCGCCCGAGGAUCAAGCAAAGCUGCAGCAGCACAUAGAACAAUAUGCCGCUUGUCAACGAGAAGCAGUGGCUGCAGCAGCAGCCGCCGCCUCAUGCAGCAUGGUCAGCGCUAAGUCGGAGCCGAAUUUGCUGUCGUUAACGGAAAAGUUAUCAGUCCCUGUUACAUCAACAAAGGCGCCAUCGAACUCAAAGAUGUAUGCCACCUGCUUUAUAUGCCACAAACAGAUGAGCAACCAAUACAAUCUUCGCGUACAUCUUGAGACGCACCAGAAUGUCAGAUAUGCUUGCAAUGUGUGCUCCCACGUGUCGCGUAGCAAAGAUGCCCUUCGUAAACAUGUUUCGUAUCGUCAUCCUGGGGCGCCUUCACCAUGUGAAAAUGAAGCUCGUCGCAAGCGGAUCACAAAGUUAUCAACUGCAGCAGUAGCUCCAAUUCCUACAGCCACAAGCGUCGACUUAGGAAGUGUGGCUGGGGAAGCUGGUUUUACAAGCACCAGCAAUGAGGGAAUUUCUACAAUGGCUAAAAAUCCGUAUAUGUUUCUUCCCAACCAGUUUCAACUGGCAGCCGCAGCAGCUGCAGUGGCCGUGGCCGACUCGAACACAACUCCUUCUAUGGACUUGCCCAUUUCAAUAAAAUGUGAAGCGGCGACAACCGCUUUCUCUAAGGAACAGGCUGGCGAGGCGGACGCAUCCAUUGCUUAGACGAAUACCACCACAAGGACUUGUUUCUAUAUAAUUAUUAUUUUUUUAAAAGUCUAAGACACACUUAUCCCUCCGUGUACCGAUCCUAACCUCUUAGUCCCGGCUGUGAUACUUAGAGCAAUUAAUCGAUUUCUCCACAUACAUAUAGAAGUGUUUAAUUUUUAUAAUUUUUUAUAAAAGACCGCAAAAACGUGUAAGUGUAGUCUUAAAAAAAAAACAAACAUCAAAGAUCCUUUACAGUCCGCAGCUUCUUUCUUAAGUUUUCAUUAUGUUAUGUACGUAAAUGCAUAUAUCGUCCACAAGCAAACAUCUUUUUGAACUUACAUACUAUAUAUACUGUGCUGAAAACUGCGAGGCUUCAAAUGAACUAAAAUCCAGCAAAAACAUAGAAUGCUUAUACCUUACACAUUCUAGUAAUUUAAGAAAGUUUUAUAAAUAUUCUAUGUCUUUUAUACACAAAAAAAAACCCAAUGACACAAGCAUGCACACAAAAAGACAAGGCCAAAGCCUAUAAAAAUAAUUUAAACAUUUUAAA